Messenger RNA from Humulus lupulus (European hop), 3312 nucleotides. RefSeq lists its product as uncharacterized. Bases 1 to 3312 code for a protein of 1103 amino acids. The transcript has 7 exons. Lineage: Eukaryota; Viridiplantae; Streptophyta; Magnoliopsida; Rosales; Cannabaceae. The record is from RefSeq and is a predicted model, not a curated record.
AUGGAUGUGGAGGAAAUUGAAGUUGAGGCGUCUUUCUGGAAUUCAGUCGUGGUAUGUAUGGUUCUAGGUGCCAAUCCCCCAUUUGCAGUGUUUGAGGGCUUCAUUAAGAGAAUGUGGGGUAAGCUUGGUAUUGAGAGGAUUGCGAGAUUAAAUGCGGGGUAUACACUUGUUAAAUUCAGAGAUGAAGUUACCAGAGAUUUGGUGUUAGAAGCUGGUGUUAUUCAUUUUGAUAGGAAGCCAGUCAUUGUAAGACCGUGGACCACUGACUUAGCUCAUAUGAGGUUAGUAAAAUCUGUUCCUGUUUGGGUGAGAUUACUUGGUUUGGGGCUACAAUACUGGGGUACUAAAUGUUUGAGUGCAUUGGUGAGUACCCUUGGGAAACCAGUACUUGUAGAUAAGGUAACAAAAGAUCGAUCCAUGAUGCAAUUUGCUAGGGUGUUAGUGGAGAUUGAAAUAUCAAAUGAGAUUCCUAAGUCUAUUCAAAUUUUGAAUGAAAGAGGUCAAUUAAUGGAACAAUUUGUGGAGUUUGAAUGGUUGCCAACACAUUGGUUAGCUGCUGAGGCAAUAUCCAAGGACAAUCAGAAAGAGGUUUCUAAGGAGAGUACUGAUGUUCCUUUGAAAACAGGUUCUUCUGAUGUAGAUAUUGGUCAAGUGUCCAAAAAAUUUCAGGUAGAUGGGGGCAAGGAGAAAAGUGACAUUAAUGAAGCUCAAGAGGUGGACUGGAUCACUCCUAAAAAACUGGGUGCAUUUCUUGAGACCAAAUUACGUGGUGCUAAACUGGAGGAGAUGAUGGUUAGACAAUUUAAUGGAUGGAGCUUUUAUAAAGGGACUGCUAAUGAGGGUAGAAUAUUGAUGGUUUGGCAGUGUAGUGUUUUGUCAGUGGAAGUCUUGCAAGACAGUGACCAAUAUAUACAUGCUUAUGUUAAAGAGUUACGUUCGAGUAGGGAAUUCUGUGUGACAUUUGUGUAUGGUAGAAACACGAUUCAGGAGAGGAUUCAGUUAUGGCAGGACUUAUCUUGUCUGACGUUUCCAGUUACACCAUGGCUAGUGGCAGGGGACUUUAACUCAGUGUUUGAGAUUGAUGAUAGGCUAGGAGGUCGUACUGUUUCUGCAGCAGAAAUGGCAGAUGCUCAAAGGUGGAAAUCUAUGGGAUUGGUUGAUGAGCUUCGGUCUAUUGGUUCUCAUUACACUUGGACCAAUAACCAAGCUGAUGGGGCUCGAAUUUUCUCUAAAUUGGACCGUAUUUUUAAGAAUGAAGAGUGGAUGGAUCUAUUUCCUGAUUCGAUAGCUUUGAUAAAAUGGGAUAUAAUAUAUGAUCACUAUUUUUGUAUUGUUAAGGCAAAGUCAGCUGUGAAAUCUGGCUUUAAACCUUUCCGGUUCUUCAAUAUGUGGACAGAGCAUGAAGGUUUCAAAGAUGCAGCUAUGCAAAGUUGGAACAAGUCUAUAUCUGCUCAUGGGUUAGAAGGAAUUAUGAGGAAGCUGAGGAGACUAGCACAUGUCCUUCGACAGUUUAAUAAACGGGAGAUUGGUGAUGUUGAGCACAAGUUUGAGAUUGCCAAAGAGGCUUACAAUAAUGCUCAAUACCAGCUUCAGCAGGACCCUCAUUCAGUUGAGUUUCAAACUGAGGAACAGAAGUCUUUUGAAAACUUGGUUCAGCAAACCAGAUACUAUGAUAGUUAUCUUAGGCAGAGGAGCAAAAUUAAUGAGAAGUUUGAGGAUGUAGUGGCUCACUUCUUAAAUCAUUUUCGGAGUAUCAUGGGUAGUCAAAGUAAGGCUUCGGGUCCUAUUCAAAAGGAGUGUUUUAUUCAUGGUAGCCUCUUAUCCUUAGAUCAACAGCUAGAAUUAACAAAGCCUUUCACUAAGAAGGAUGUUAAAAAUGCUAUGUUCAGUAUUAGUUCAAUUAAGAGCCUGGGUCCAGAUGGAUAUGGUUCGGGUUUUUUCAAAGUAAUGUGGGAAGAGAUAGGAGAUGAUAUUUCAGAUGCUAUUUUGGGUUUCUUUCAUCAGGGAUCGCUGCCUAAAGGCCUCAAUAAUGCAACUCUUUCAUUGAUACCAAAGGACUCAUCUUACUCAAUAUUGAUGAAUGGUAGAGUCCAAGGUAACUUUCUUGGGAGGAAGGGUCUUAGACAAGGGGACCCGAUUUCUCCUUUUCUUUUUGUUCUUGUUAUGGAGUAUUUUACUAGGCUUCUCAUUCAAGCUACUCAGAACAAGGAUUUCAGAUAUCACCCUAGUUGUAAGAAACUGAAAUUGGUGAGCCUUUGUUUUGCUGAUGACUUGGUGCUGUUUUGUAAGGGAGCUGAUUCAUCUGUUCAGAUCAUUAAAGACUAUUUCAAGUCUUUUAGUCUUGCUUCUGGUUUAACAGCCAACCUAGAUAAGUCUCGAGUUUAUUUUGGGGGUAUGGCAGAGAAAGAGACCAAGAUUAUUCUGGAGUGUCUUCACUAUACUAAAGGUACCUUCCCUUUAAAAUAUCUUGGAAUUCCUCUUAGACCUACAAAGUGGAAAGCAGGGGGUUGUGCUACAAUAAUAAAGAAGAUCCACAUGAAGCUUCAUCAUUGGUCCAGUCGGCAUUUGUCCUUUGCUGGGAGAGCUCAACUCAUCCAUUAUGUUUUAUUGGGGAUUAGAGCAUUUUGGAUGAGUAUUUUCCUUCUCCCAAAGAGUGUUGUUAAUGAGAUUGAUCAGCUUUGUAGAAAAUUUCUGCGGGGGACUAGCAGCAGUAAUGAAAACAGGAGUAAAAUUCAUCUCACAGCUUGGGAUCAGGAUUUCCUUCCUAAAAGAUUGGGUGGUAUUGGGUUUAAGGAAGGGUCUAAAUGGAAUAAGGUGCUAUUAGCUAAGUUCCUUUGGGCUAUUUCCUCUAAACAAGAUAUCCUUUGGGUGUUGGAAAAGGCAGUUAAGAACAACAAAGUUAAUGUUAGCAAGCUUUAUGUUCAGCUGCUUAACAAGGAAAGGGUCCCUUUUGCUCAUGUGGAAAGCAAUGGCCAUCUGUUCUUUCAAUGCCAGUUUUCUCAUCUGGUGAGAAGUCGAAUUGCUGAAUGGCUGGGGAAUGCUAUCUGGCCGGUUCAGUUUAAAGAUUGGAUUGCUUGGAUGAUGGGGAAGCCUAAGGAUCUGAAGCAAAAGCUGGUGGCAGCUGUUUUAGCUACUUCAGUUUAUCUGAUUUGGUGGAAUAGGAACAAUUAUCUGUUUAAUUUCUAUUCUAUGACUGUGGAUAAAGUUGUUUAUUUGUUAAAAGUUUACUUGAAAGCUAGAGUUGCUAAUCUGUCUAGGACUAAGUUGGAGAGCAAAGAUUUAGCUUUCCUUGAGAAAUUCAGUCUCAUGUAA